Penicillium paradoxum is the source of this 912-nucleotide messenger RNA. Its product is annotated as GID4/VID24 family protein. Bases 1 to 912 code for a protein of 303 amino acids. Gene Ontology annotation, cellular component: GID complex; extrinsic component of membrane. The transcript has 4 exons. NCBI's taxonomy places the organism in Eukaryota, Fungi, Ascomycota, Eurotiomycetes, Eurotiales, Aspergillaceae. The record is from RefSeq and is a predicted model, not a curated record. Gene Ontology annotation, biological process: protein catabolic process in the vacuole; proteasome-mediated ubiquitin-dependent protein catabolic process; negative regulation of gluconeogenesis.
AUGCCAACCCCGAGUAACUCGAUCGCCGCGAUCGCCGCCCGCACGACAUGUCCACCGGAGCCCGACAGGAUGCCGACCUGGCAAGAUUCUCCGGACGCUGAAUCAAAUAGCGACCUUGAUCGUCUCUCGCCUGGAAUUGCAAUUGCACCCUCUGUGUUAAGUCGAUCUGAUGAUGGCAGCACUCCUGAACCGUUGAAGGUGGAGGGAAAGUUGGCCGGCGUUGAGGAAGAUGAGUCCGUUCGGGCUGCCUCUCCUACUGAGUCAACCUGCACUCGCAGCCAUUCACCUGCAACCCCCCCAGGAUCUUCACUCCUAAAUUGGGAAUUCUCCAACGUUCGCCUUCUGCCGAACCACACCUCAUUUCUCCGUUCGGGCAGCAAAUUCGCCGGAACCCAGCAAUCGGACCGCCAAGUCUAUAAUGUCGAUGUUGAAAUCAAGCAUGUGGAUAUGGCCGAGUCCUAUCUCUGUGGCUAUCUUCGAAUCCAAGGCCUCACAGAAGAUCAUCCUACCUUGACUACCUUUUUUGAAGGAGAAAUUAUCGGUACCAAACAUACCUUUCAGACUCGCAAUGAGGAAUGGGGUGCAUCGGAAAAGACAGACCUCCAUCAUUGGUCGCGAUUUCCUGCCUGGCGUCCACUGGCUAAGCAGGCCAAAAGACCGGAUUUUACAUACCGCAACUUUGCCCAGCGAGAGCAUAUAUUUAUGAGGUGGAAGGAAUCUUUCCUUGUCCCCGACCACCGAGUGCGGACGAUCUCAGGCGCCAGCUUCGAAGGCUUCUAUUAUAUCUGCUUCAACCAAGUCGAGGGAACCGUGAGCGGCGUCUACUUUCAUGCGAAGAGCGAGCGAUUCCAACAACUCGAACUUAAGCAUGUCGAAGAUCGUGGAUGUGCACCAGCAGUCGAGUUCCGCUAA